Anopheles marshallii is the source of this 2814-nucleotide messenger RNA. RefSeq names its product chaoptin-like. Lineage: Eukaryota; Metazoa; Arthropoda; Insecta; Diptera; Culicidae. The record is from RefSeq and is a predicted model, not a curated record. Gene Ontology annotation, molecular function: protein binding. The transcript has 2 exons. The coding region runs from base 1 to 2814 and encodes 937 amino acids.
AUGAGUAAGAUCCUCAAAUUCGUUUUUGUGCUAUUUUGUAUAGUUUUGGCAACAGUGGCAGAAAAUGAAGAACAGGAAGAGUCGACAACACAAAACGCAGAAAACGAGGAAGUGCGGAAGUUUCUAAAUGAAAUUGGCAGUUUGGAAGGAACAAAGCUCACAGUUGGCGAAAGAUCAAUUGAUUCGCGUGAUUGGAACACGUUAGAUGUUUUCCCAAACAUCUCGACGCUUAUAAUAAGGAAACAAGGGCGAUCUCUGCAAACUAAUAUAUUCGAAUGGACUAAAACACUCAGCCAGGUUUACAUGGACGAUAACCUUCUCACAGCAGUUCCAAAGGAAGCACUCUCUGUGCUGACUUCCCUAACAGUCCUUUCAAUCAGCAACAACCGCUUGGAAGCACUCAGUGACGGUGAUGAGUUUAUGGGCCUAGUUCAUUUGGAACAUUUAUACCUUGAUCGCAACUCGAUCAACGUUGUGCAUCCUCACACAUUCGCUUCCCUGCGGGAGCUAAAGCAGCUUGGUCUAAGUGAAAAUCGGCUUACAGCGCUCGAUGGACUAAUACUGCCACCGGAGAACCAGUUGGAAAUGUUAAGUGUAAGCCACAAUUACGUCAAAUCGAUUAACGAGUCCAUUUUCAAUCGAAUGAGAGCUUUGAAGCAACUUUCGUUAGAUGGAAAUCUAUUGGAAACGUUGCGUGAUAAUACCUUUGCAGAGCUACGCGAGCUACGACGAGUCGAUUUAAGUGAUAAUUUUUUGAAAUCUAUACCAUCCAAGCUGUUCGCCUCAAACAGAAAACUGGUGGAGUUAAUUCUAGCGAGAAACCUGCUCGAAAAGCUUCCUGUGGAUGUGUUCCGUGGAUUGAAUCAUCUAGCUGAUUUAAGCCUUCAGGAUAAUCGGUUUACCGAACUACCCGAAGACAUUUUCCGCGAUCAACCACUGUUCACACGGCUCUCACUGAGCGGGAAUCGUAUUGUAAACUUCCAACCGAUCUUUCUUAAAUGUACCGAUGUUGAGUUGCAAAACAAUCGCGUGCGGGUUUUGAACAAGAUUUCUUUCGACACAAACGCGACAUUGGUAGAGCGUCUAUUUCUUCAUGGUAACGAAAUUGCAUCGAUCGAACAAAGUGUCUUUGAAGGGUUGCCGAAAUUGGAAAACAUUUACUUGGAUUAUAAUCGCAUCACGGAACUCUCGCCGAUGCUAUUCCACACGAACCAUGAGCUUCAGCAGGUGACUCUCUCCUACAACCGGCUGUCGGUGUUACGGACGAAUACUUUCUCCGGUUUGCCGCGACUUCAUCAGGUUGACCUAUCCUACAACCAACUGAGCGCUAUCGAACCUGCUGUUUUUCACGACUCUCCGGUAGAAUAUUUAAAUCUAAACGGAAACCAGCUUACAACUCUCGACGAUUGGGCAUUUUCCGGCAUAAAUCUACUGUACCUAUUUGUGGAUUCCAAUGCAAUCGAUUCGCGGCUGACUUCGUCUGGAAUGGUGUUGGAUGGGUUGGUGGACUUAUCAGCUGCCAACAAUCACAUCGCAUCAUGGGAGGCGUUCUGUACAUCAAACUUUACCCGCUUGACAUCCAUCAACUUGUCGAACAACUCACUAACAUCGAUCGAAGGUGGUUGUUUGGAUCAUCUUCUGCCACGGGUCAACAACAGUUUUGACACGCUUCCAAUUACAGUAAAUGUUGCAUACAACAUACUUUCGGAGGUUCCCGUGCUUGCUGGGCGCAUUCAGUCGCUAGAUCUCAGUGGUAAUAAUGUGUCAGACCUGGGCGAUGGGUACGCAUUCCAGUGGUAUCAGCAAACGGAGACGCUGAUUUUGCAAAACACUUCGUUGAGAAUGGUUCGCUCAGAAAGCUUCAAAUUUUUGCAGAACUUGACGCAGCUUGUGAUUAGUUCAAGCACUUUGGAACUGAUAGAGGAGGAUGCUUUCCAUGCUCUAAAGCUUCAGAAGUUAUUGAUAAGCAAUUCAUCCUUGGUAACACUCCCACCUUUACUACUGAAAGGGCAAACUGCCCUUUAUGAUGUGUCAUUGGCCUUCAAUGCGCUAUCUCAGCUGUCAUCCUCUUUCUUCGCCGAUUGUGCUAUGUUGGUAGAGAUAAACCUUUCUCAUAACAGAAUAACGACUGUGGACCAGCUCUGGUUUCAAAAUUUGACCGAACUUAAAACCAUCAUGCUUGAUAACAACUUAAUUACACAGCUCCCUGCAAAUAUGGUCCCCACGAAACACAUCCUCAGAGCACUAUCGCUCGCAGGAAAUGCGUUGAGCUCAAUCUCCGAUGCAGAUUUCUUCGCGAAUGGUUCAAUUUAUCAGCUGAACCUUUCAAACAAUAAGCUGGAAGACAUCGAUAUUCUCGAAAGCAACAAUAUCAUCAACAUUCUGGAUGUUUCUCAAAACCGAUUGCAGCGAUUGGUUGUUCGACCUAAUUAUCGUAUCCUGGUAGCCAAUUCCAAUAACAUCACAUCGCUACGUUUGGAACCCGUUUCGAAAUUUGAACUCGUAUAUCUUAAUCUCGCGGACAAUCAGCUGGACCAACUCGAUCUCCAGAUUUUCGAUGUGCGAACGCUUAAUGAGCUGGAUAUAUCGGAAAACCGGCUUGACGUGUUUCCAUUCGAGUUGGUUUACAAGCUAAAGCAGCUGAAGAACUUGAUCGUGUCUAGAAAUAACAUACGCACAUUGCCAUCGACGGAUAUGGUAGAACCGUUCAAGCUCCAGACGCUUGAUCUAUCGGAAAAUCCGCUCGAGGAGCAGCCGAAUACCUUCCUGGACUCCUGCGUUGUGGAUAAUCUAAUCGUGACCGUAGCAAAAUGA